AAUAAAUCCAAAAAAAAAAAAAAUAAUCCUCCAUUUCAUCAUCUAGAAGGCUCAAGGUCAAGAACAAGCAGCAAAAAGGAGCUGCACAUCUCUCAUCCAUAAUUUCUAGUUCCCACCACUUCACCCUUUCUAAAUUAAAUUCCUUUUUUUUUUUUGCCAAUGAUAUUGAUAGAUACAACUAUGGCUGUUCACUUACACUCAUCUUCUUCUCUAGCAUAUUGCCGUUCCAUGUGGAAUGCUGAUGAUAAAAUGGGAGUCAACCUUGCUGUUUCUUGGAGUAAAUUGAACAGAUUGAGGAAACAAAUUGAUGGGUCUUUCUAUAAAAGGAAUGUAUUUAGAAAGAGCAGGAUUCAAGCGUCUGGGAAGUAUUUGGGGUCAGGAUCUGAUCAUAUGGGAGAAAAUGGCAAGUCUAAGUAUCAUCCAUCUGAGGAUAUUUCAGACUCUGAAGAAACUGAAGCUGGAGAGGGUCAACUCACUGCUUCUGAAACUUGUAGGACUAUCAUUGAGGUUAACAGCAAAGCGACUUUGAUGUUUUCUGGUAUGGUCAAUGAUGAAGUUCAUGAGAACAUAUUCUGGCCAGAUCUUCCUUACCUAACUGAUGAGCUUGGAAAUGUUUACUUUCAGGUGAAUAAUGAUGAAGAUAUUAUGCAGUCCCUUACUUCUGACAACAAUUAUGUGCAUGUCAUAAUUGGUCUGGAUACUAGUGAAAUGUUGAGUGAUAUGGAAUUGUCGGGCCCUGCUACGAUAGAUUUUGGUAUUGAGGAGAUUGAAGAAGAAGAUAGUGAUUUUGAUGAAGACGAGGAGGGUGAAAAUGAUGAAAAUGACGAGUUUGACGGGGAUUGGGUUGAUAUUCUUGAAGUUGAGGACAACGAUGAUUCUGAUGGAUCUUUGGGAGAUUGGGCGAAAUUGGAAACAAUGCGUUCUUCCCAUCCCAUGUAUUUUGCCAAAAAAAUUGCCGAGGUUGCAUUUGAUAAUCCUGUUGAUUUUAUGAUACCACCUCCUGCUGGUCUGGCUAUACAAGGCCUUCUAAGACCUGCCUUUAUCGAAGAACAGUCUGUCAUUUAUAAGCACCGAUCAAUUCAACCUGACAAAGGUGCUAAGGGGGAAAAGGCUAUAAACUCCAAAGUAGAAAAUGUCAGUGUGAUUAAUGGCCAUGCUCAUGUAUCGUCUCCUGACGAUAACUCUGAAUGGACUGCGGAUUUCGAAAAGGAUAAUGGCUUGUCAAACGGAACUGCUUUCUAUAAGCUUGAGAUGAUUAAGAUUCAGCUUAUUUCAGCCCAUGGAAGUCAGACUACAGUGGAGGUUGAAGAUUACAAGAAGGCACGGUCUGACACAAUCGCUCAUUCAGCAGCCAAAAUAAUAUCUCGUGUAAGUGCUGCCGGAGAAAAGACAACAAAUGCCCUCAAAUCCCUCUGCUGGAGAUGCAAGGGUCUUCAAGUAGAGGAAGCAUCGCUUAUUGGCAUAGAUUCUCUUGGUUUCGACUUGAGAGUUUGCUCUGGAACACAAGUACAAACAUUGCGUUUUGGAUUCAAGUCACGGGCCAGUUCAGAAUAUAGCGCUGAGAGACAGCUGAACGAAUUAUUAUUUCCUCGAAGCAAUCAGAAGGUUCAAAAAGUAAAACAAGCCCGGAGAAAAGAGAGCUGAAGCUAUAUGGGUAGUUGUUCGAUCUUGUCCCUUCGGCUAAUCCUUGUCUUGAGCAACUUACAGUCGAGACUUCUUUUCACACUAUUACAGUUACGAAAAUAAUGUGGAAAUUUGGAUUCAAUUGUCAACUGCUCCAAUCAGCGAUCUGAUUAACGACGAAUUCAAGCCAUAUCACUUUCUUUCAUAUCAAGAAAAAGGUUGUCCUCAGUUUGGUGCUGGAUGUCGCAGGUAAAUUUCCGUUUCAGCUCCAGAUCUCAUGUUUCUCGACUGAGAAGAUCAUUAUGCUGCAAAAGUUAAUACUAUCUUUCCUGUACAACAAGCAAGGUCGAGACGUCGAGUUGAUAUGUUCAUGGUAAUGCACAUUAGAGUCAGAAUUUAGGGUUAUGAAUUCCAAUCUUAAUGCUCAUGGCACAAGCCUCAACAUAUGAUUCUUGGAAAUUAUAUUGUAUGUAAUAAUAUACUGAUUACAAUAAUUGUUGACAUGUAGCUUUAUCUCUGUUGAGUAGAUCUUAGAUUGUUAUUUUGCUGUAUGAUACUGAAAGAACAGGUUUAGUUAAUAAAAUUGUUGGUUAUUAUGUUUGAAUUACUGUAUUUGGUGAGAUUUGAACUGUACUUGUUACCAAAAUAUGAGUAAUAGUAGUAAUCUUUUAUGGGAUGACAGACAGGUCAAAUUAUAUGGGUUUUACACUACAUUUGCUCCAGUGGGGCGGGUAUGAAUAUGAUUUUGGUGGGUAGUGGGUGGUGCGUAUGAUUAUGAAAAGUCCUACCCGAUAUGAGUUGUGGGUAAUUUGGGUAUGAGGUCUUACCUGCCCAUACCCACUCGCCCCACCCGAUACCCACCCGCUUUGUCCCAUAGCAAAGGGCACAAACUGUUCAAUAUUACCCAGGGCAUUCAAG
Amaranthus tricolor (Joseph's coat) is the source of this 2541-nucleotide messenger RNA. RefSeq lists its product as uncharacterized. Bases 160 to 1644 code for a protein of 494 amino acids. Lineage: Eukaryota; Viridiplantae; Streptophyta; Magnoliopsida; Caryophyllales; Amaranthaceae. The transcript has 11 exons. The record is from RefSeq and is a predicted model, not a curated record.